GGCAAUCAAUUAUAACACAACACUGGAGAUCCACACACGAUCACAUUUACCUCAUCAAGGUCAUAUGAGACGUACGUUUGCGUCCAAUAACGUUCCUUAAGGGCAUAUAAGUCAUGUUGAGCGGCUCUGAGAGUAAACAUAUUCUUAAGGAUGCCCUAAUAUAAAAAAAAAAAAACAUAAUAAAAUCUUUCGGAACAAAAUAACGUUAGAUACAAAAAAUCCACACCUUCCGGACAUCCAGGCCGUUUCCUGCCGUCAUGACGCACGAUUGAUCAGGUUAUUGACUGGCUGAAGAAACAACGACAAGAUGUUUCAAGAGGUGCUUUCAAACAUCUUGAGGUUCCACGACUAUCUCUUGAAAAGAACUGAUGCCAGAGUGCGGGAUUAUCCGUUGAUGCAGAGUCCCAUUCUUAUGACGUUCAUCUUGCUGGGAUACGUCUUCUCCGUUUUGUAUGUGGGACCUCGAUACAUGGCCAGUCGGAAACCUUUCCGCCUCAACACAGCCAUGAUUGCCUAUAACUUCUUUAUGGUGGCCUUCAAUGCUUACACUGUUUAUGAGUUCUUGAUGUCGGGAUGGGCAACAACGUACACUUGGAGAUGUGACCUUUGUGACCCGUCCAGCAGUCCUCAAGCUCUCAGAAUGGUUAGAGCGGCCUGGUUGUUCUAUUUUUCCAAAUAUAUUGAACUUCUCGAUACGGUGUUUUUUGUGUUGAGAAAGAAGCACAGUCAGGUGACGUUCCUGCAUAUCUUCCAUCAUUCUGUCUUGCCUUGGACCUGGUGGUGGGGCAUCACACUUACUCCUGCGGGUGGCAUGGGUUCUUUCCAUGCUUUGGUCAACGCCUGUGUCCAUGUCAUCAUGUACACAUACUAUGGUCUGGCUGCUGCAGGGCCUCGUUUCCAGAAGUAUUUGUGGUGGAAAAAGUACAUGACUGCUAUCCAGCUAAUUCAGUUUGUGCUGGUGACUGGCCAUAUCUCUCAGUAUUACUUCAUGGAAAAGUGUGACUACCAAGUUCCCAUCUUCAUUCACCUCAUCCUGAUCUACGGCACCUUCUUCUUCAUCCUGUUCUCUAACUUCUGGAUCCAGGCCUAUAUUAAGGGGAAGCGAUUACCAGUUUCCAAUGAGGACAAACCUAAACGGAACGGAGUCAUCACUGUGAUUGACCCUGUGGUAGUGGCCAAUGGCAAACACUUGGAAAACGGUAAUGCGCACUACAGCAAUGGAUUUGCCCACAACGGGAAAGUGAAGGAAGUCUGAACCAGUCAAAACACAGCCUUCUGGAGUAUCAAAGACAUCAUUGUUAGAUUAUUGUUAUUGUUUUGUUCAAAUCGAUACGUUUUAUGAUAGUAUGGGAGAUGAAACGGCACGUUGGAUCUGGCGAUGGGUCUCCCUUUUUGUGUGUUUGUGGAUGUUGGAGUUUGGGGAGCACUAUGCAUGAAGAGAGUUCGUCCACUGAAGUCGGCUUGGUUGACGUCGCUCUGACACCUGACAGCAUCUCUACGGUUUAAUCUGGUUGACCUGAGCUUUUUUGUUUCCUGGCAUAUGAGUCUCCCAGUGGUUUGCACAUUGUACAGUUCUCACAGAUCUAACUCAAACUUGACUGUAAAUAAAUGUUUCCUCACAAUCGAUUGGAAAUGUACGAGUUGUUCAUUUUCUUUUUUGUUUGUAUGUUUGUUCAUAACUUAUCAGUUAAUGUUUUCUUUUUAUAAUAAAAUAGAUUUUUUUUGCUUUACC
Messenger RNA from Danio rerio (zebrafish), 1732 nucleotides. It is a transcript of the gene elovl1a, whose product is annotated as ELOVL fatty acid elongase 1a. Gene Ontology annotation, cellular component: endoplasmic reticulum; endoplasmic reticulum membrane; membrane. Lineage: Eukaryota; Metazoa; Chordata; Actinopteri; Cypriniformes; Danionidae. The record is from RefSeq and is marked validated. Gene Ontology annotation, molecular function: fatty acid elongase activity. Gene Ontology annotation, biological process: very long-chain fatty acid biosynthetic process; unsaturated fatty acid biosynthetic process; fatty acid elongation, monounsaturated fatty acid.